Molecule: messenger RNA, 927 nt
Organism: Parathielavia appendiculata
Lineage: Eukaryota; Fungi; Ascomycota; Sordariomycetes; Sordariales; Chaetomiaceae
Exons: 2
Coding region: 1-927 (308 amino acids)
Source: RefSeq, a predicted model, not a curated record
AUGAGCUCCAUAGAAGAAAUCGUCAAGCUCACCGGCUCAGAGAGCUGGAAGGCGUGGAAUGCGCGCUUCACCACCGAGGCGACCAACUGCGGGCUCUGGGAGCUCAUCAACCCUACCAGCGCUUCCAAAGGAGCCUACAAAACCACGCCCAUCAAACCCGACGUCGCCAACUACGAGAAGCGCCUCGAUGCACCCGCCAGCAAUACACGCGGCAAUACGCCUGCAAGCGGCAGUUCCCAAGUGGUCGCACCCGGCAAACCAAAGAACGCAGCCGAGAUGACCGCAGCAGGGCGUGAUGCAUACAAGAUUGACCUUUCCGAAUACCGCGAAGAGAAGGGCGACUACGAGAAGGAGCUCCAGAAUAUCACCUUCCUAUGCUCCUGGACUACCAAGACUGUGGCCGCCAGCUUGUUCGAUACAACCUGCAACCCCGAGAAGAAGAUCCACGAGUGGUACGCCGCCCUCAAGGAACGGGUAGGCACCAACGACCUUCAGGAGCUCCGACGAGCGAUAGAACCACCUUCUAUUGCUAAAGGCGCGUUUGUGACGUUCACCGAGCGGAGCUCCGAUGAGCCGGACGACCACGAUCCGAACCCUCCUCACCGAUUAAGGAGGUACAGCCCACCUGCACGAUUCAAGAAGCGCCGGAAUAGCGAUAGUUCAACAUCUGCCUGCCCUGCAUGCGAUAAUAAACACAGCCUCGAGGAAUGCUGGGCAGCCCGCCCCGAGAUUCGACCCAAUCAUCGAUUUCCGUCUCGGACUGCUGAAGCACGCGCUCAAGAGCGUGUAAAGCACGACUCAGAACUCCGCAAGCAGGUUGAACGGCUACGGAAGCGCGUCAAGAGGGAGGAUUUGGGCUCCAAAGCACCUGCUAAAAGCGCCCUUAAGGAGAGUGACUCGCAAUUACGCUCUAGAGAAGAACAUUGA